Molecule: messenger RNA, 1068 nt
Organism: Elephantulus edwardii (Cape elephant shrew)
Lineage: Eukaryota; Metazoa; Chordata; Mammalia; Macroscelidea; Macroscelididae
Product: olfactory receptor 52E4-like
Exons: 4
Coding region: 1-1068 (355 amino acids)
Biological process (GO): G protein-coupled receptor signaling pathway
Cellular component (GO): membrane
Molecular function (GO): olfactory receptor activity; G protein-coupled receptor activity
Source: RefSeq, a predicted model, not a curated record
AUGGCGCUUGGAAAUUAUUAUACAUCUACAUCUACACACUGGAGCGCUGGUGUCUGGUUGGUAAGGAGCUCGCUCUCCUACCAACUUGCACCAAUACUGAAGAUAUAUACUCCAAGAAACCUCAAGAGGAUGUUCUCUGCCAAUGGCACUCACUCAUAUCCCUCCACAUUCCUCCUUCUGGGUGUUCCAGGGUUGGAAGAUUUUCACAUCUGGAUUGCCUUCCCUUUCUUUAUUGUUUAUCUCAUAGCACUUAUAGGAAAUGUCACCAUCCUGUUUGUGAUCAAGACUGAGCAAAGUCUUCAUCAACCUAUGUUCUAUUUUCUGGCUCUUCUCUCCUUUAUUGAUCUAGGACUCUCAACUUCUACAAUCCCCAAGAUGCUGGCCAUCUUCUGGUUCAAUCUUCGGGAGAUAAGCUUUGAAGGCUGCCUCAUCCAAAUGUUCUUCAUCCACACCUACACUGGUAUGGAAUCUGUUGUGCUUCUGGCCAUGGCAAUUGACCGUUUUGUCGCCAUCUGCUACCCCCUGAGAUACACCACUAUCCUCACCAACAAAGUGGUUGCCAUCAUGGCUUCUGUUGUAGUGGGGAGGCCAGUCCUCCUUGUCAUUCCUUUCUGCCCUCUCCUUAAGAGAUUGCCCUUCUGUGGGCACUACAUUAUUCCUCAUACGUACUGUGAACACAUGGGAAUUGCCCGUCUUGCCUGUGCUAGCAUAAGAAUUAACAUCAUCUAUGGCUUAUUUACGAUCGCUGCCCUUAUAUUUGACUUGAUUCUUAUUGCCCUUUCUUAUGUUCAAAUUCUCCGUGCUGUUUUCCGUCUACCUUCCAGGGAUGCCAGACUCAAAGCCCUUAGUACAUGUGGCUCACAUGUCUGUGUCAUUUUGGCCUUCUACACACCGGCAUUUUUCUCCUUUAUGACUCACCGAUUUGGUAAAAAUGUUCCUCGAUACAUUCACAUUCUUCUGGCCAAUCUAUAUGUAGUUGUUCCUCCUUGUUUGAAUCCAGUCAUUUAUGGAGUCAGGACAAAACAAAUUCGGGACCGUGUUAAGGAAAUAAUAAUACAAUUGCAAUAA